GUCUCCUCUUCCCACCCAAACCCUAAUCCUCCCACAAACCGACGGAGAUGGCGGGCAAGGAGGACGGCCGGAUCUUCGUGGGCGGUCUCUCGUUCCACACCGACGAGCGCAAGCUCUCCGACGCCUUCCGCCGCUUCGGCAAGGUCGUCGACGCACAGAUCAUGCUGGAGAGACACACAAACCGCCACCGUGGCUUUGGCUUCGUGACGUUUUCAGAUCCACGGGCAGUUGAGGAAGCUAUCAAUGAUAUGCACAACAAAGAGUUGGAUGGCCGUACCAUUUCAGUGAACAGAGCUGAGCCCAAGAUGAAUACAGAUGACACACGGUACACCAGUGGUGGUGGUGGCGGUGAACGUGGGGAUUAUCGUGCCCCCAAGGGUGAUGGUCCACUCCCUGGCAACUGCUUUGAGUGUGGCCGUUCUGGCCAUUGGGCCCGUGACUGCCCCAAUCCUGGUAGUGGUCGAUCUGGGCGGUUCCCUUCCAAGUUCAGUGGUGGUGGUGGUGGCGGCAGGGGAGACCGCUUUUCUGGAGCAGACAGGUUUGGUGAUCGUUAUGGGGAUGACCGCUAUGAUAGUGGCCGUUAUGGAUACCGUGAUGCUGUUGACAGCAGAGACAGGUAUGACGGGGGCCGUGACCGUUAUGCCAGUGACCGGUACCCCGCUGGAGGUGAUCGCUUUGGUGCAGACAGGUAUGUUGCUGCUCCAGAUCGCUAUCAGUCAAGUGCAGGAUACGGCAGGGAGCGGGAGAGAAGCUAUGAGAGAGAUCCGGUGCGUGGCAGCGGCGCCUAUGACAGGAGUGGCCCAAGGGGUGGCGCAAGCUAUGACAGGGAUGGCCCUAGGGGCGGCAUCGGAGGUGGCUAUGACAGGGAUGGUCCACGUGGUGGUGGUGCUGACUACAGCAGUGGAGGACCUGCUCGCUACGAUGGAGGAAGCUACAGGGAGAGGCCUGGGCCGUAUGAUCGCCCCAGCAGGGGAGGAGGAGGACGCUAUGAGGAUCGCUUCUAGUGGCCCAUUACAAUCAAGUUAUGUAUUUGCACUUUAAUCCUUUCAGUUUGGCAUGGGCUGAAUGCUUAAUGGGUACUAUGGAACGGUUAUCUCUAUUCUGUAUUACAGAAGGUACUCGCACUGGUUCAGUUUUAUCCAGCAGACUGUUUUGAUGCUGAGUUGAACCGUCAUGCCUGGUUAUUGGUGGUUGUGCUACCUUGCUGAAUACUUUCGAUAGUUCUGCAUGCUAU
Molecule: messenger RNA, 1234 nt
Organism: Lolium rigidum
Lineage: Eukaryota; Viridiplantae; Streptophyta; Magnoliopsida; Poales; Poaceae
Product: glycine-rich RNA-binding protein RZ1C-like
Exons: 2
Coding region: 48-1004 (318 amino acids)
Molecular function (GO): RNA binding; zinc ion binding
Source: RefSeq, a predicted model, not a curated record